AUGUCUUCAGCUACACAACGAAGUGUCAAGAUGGUAGCUCAGGAAUUCACUGUUGAUCUUGAUAAACCCCUUGUUUUCCAGGUUGGCCAUCUUGGAGAGGCUUAUGAGAAAUGGGUUCACCAGCCUAUUGUAAGCAGGGAAGGCCCUCGUUUCUUUGAGAGUGAUUUUAUGGAGUCCUUGACUCGCACAGUUUGGUGGGCAAUUCCAACUAUUUGGCUGCCUGUUGUAUGCUAUUCGGUUUCAAAGUCUGUAAGGAUGGGCCAUACACUUCCUGAGAUUGUCUUAAUGGUGGCUGGUGGUAUUUUGAUUUGGACAUUGCUCGAAUACACUUUGCAUCGCUUCCUUUUCCACAUAAAAACUACAAGCUAUUGGGGGAACACAAUACACUAUCUUCUUCAUGGAUGCCAUCAUAAGCACCCUAUGGAUGGUCUCCGCCUUGUUUUUCCUCCAUCAGCCACAGCUAUUCUCUUGGUGCCGUUCUGGAACAUGGUCAGGCUGUUUGCGACUGCUUCAACAACUCCUGCUCUUUUUGGAGGUGGUUUACUGGGAUAUGUGAUGUAUGACUGCACUCAUUACUACCUGCACCACGGUCAGCCCUCAAAUGAUGUACCAAAAAAUCUCAAGAAAUAUCACAUGAAUCAUCAUUUCCGGGUCCAAGAUAAGGGCUUCGGAAUCACUUCAUCAUUGUGGGACAGAGUGUUUGGAACUCUUCCUCCAUCAAAAGAGGUUGGAACACCUCCUCCAUCAAAAAUGGCAAAGAAAAUGUAG
This is a messenger RNA of Dovyalis caffra, 768 nucleotides long. The record is from the annotation of a GenBank genome assembly. NCBI's taxonomy places the organism in Eukaryota, Viridiplantae, Streptophyta, Magnoliopsida, Malpighiales, Salicaceae.